Lichtheimia ornata is the source of this 1140-nucleotide messenger RNA. RefSeq lists its product as uncharacterized. The record is from RefSeq and is a predicted model, not a curated record. Gene Ontology annotation, molecular function: alpha-1,2-mannosyltransferase activity. Lineage: Eukaryota; Fungi; Mucoromycota; Mucoromycetes; Mucorales; Lichtheimiaceae. The coding region runs from base 1 to 1140 and encodes 379 amino acids. Gene Ontology annotation, cellular component: Golgi apparatus; membrane. The transcript has 4 exons. Gene Ontology annotation, biological process: cell wall mannoprotein biosynthetic process; protein N-linked glycosylation.
AUGGCAUUACGCUCCUUUUAUCAAAAGACGAUCGUACGAACGGCGUUCUUCUUUACAGUCCUUUUCUUUUGCAGUUACUUGAUUCCCCACAACUUGUCAUUGCGCUCUCUUUCCUCUCCCUCCUCCUCCUCAACAAGGUACUCGAUCUCCUCCAAUGUCGAUCCCACUCGAUGGUCUAAUGCAAGCCAGCCUCGUCAACCUAAUCCGCACUUCAAUGCCGCCUAUGUAACCUUGACAAAGAGCGAUGCCGAGUCUUUGGGCAACUUGCGAAAAACAAUACGCAACCUUGAGGAUAGUGUGAACCGUGAGCGUGGAUACCCAUACAUUAUCUUUUGCAGCGAGCCAUUGAGCCGGGAUUCAAGAGAACUCGUUCGAGCAUUGACACAUGCAGAUGUGGAAUUUUAUGACCUGGAUUCGACCAUGUAUGGCUACAGUGAUACCGUUGAUCUCGACAAGGCUGCCGAAGCUCGUAGGAGGAUGAGUGAUGUGAUCUUUGGUGAUGAUGAGAAUUAUCGUUUCGCUUCCAGAUUCAUGGCUGGUGUCAUAUUCAGACAUCCUGCAUUACAGCACAUUGAUUAUUAUUGGCGAUUUGAGACUGGUACCGAAUACGUAUGCCCACUGGACUUUGACCCAUUCCAAUACAUGUACGAUCAUCAAAAGAAGCUCAGCUUUUCCAUGGCAUUGUACGAGUAUGAGGAGACGAUUCCAACCUUAUUCACGACCAUCAUGGAAUUUGCAAACAUGAACCCUGAUUUGGUCCAACCCAUGGCCAACAAGAACAGUCUAUGGCACUUCAUCAUCGAUUCCGAGACAAAAGUGUUCAAUCGCUGUCAUUUUUGGAGCAAUUUCCAGAUUGCAGAUCUAAAUUUCUUCCGAGGAGAGGCAUACCAGGCUUACUUUGAUCACAUUGAGAAAGCAGGCGGUAUAUUCUAUGAGCGAUGGGGUGACCCGGUAAUCCAAUCGCUUGGUGCGGUGCUCUUGCUCGAGAAGAAUGACGUACAUUUUUGGGAUAACAUUGGAUAUCGAGUGGCCGAUUACUUUACCCAUUGUCCUUCAGAUAAGGCGCUAUACAAAAAGUGUAGUUGUAGGCCUGAGCAGAACUUUGAUUUUGAUGGUUAUAGUUGUUUAAGAUACUUUUAA